Molecule: messenger RNA, 1158 nt
Organism: Mytilinidion resinicola
Lineage: Eukaryota; Fungi; Ascomycota; Dothideomycetes; Mytilinidiales; Mytilinidiaceae
Exons: 3
Coding region: 1-1158 (385 amino acids)
Biological process (GO): positive regulation of protein ubiquitination; metal ion transport; ubiquitin-dependent protein catabolic process
Cellular component (GO): perinuclear region of cytoplasm; endoplasmic reticulum; Golgi apparatus
Source: RefSeq, a predicted model, not a curated record
AUGCCGCAAGGCUACGAGCGGGUCUCCGCCAACGACGAUGUCGACUCGCCAACCUCACCGCACUCAAACCCUCAAACCUCCUUCUCGCACACGAAUCCGCCGCCGCAGUCGUCACAGCAAAUCCCCAACUCGCCGCCGCCAUCCUUCCGCUCUCACGCCUCGUCCCCCACUGGGAGCCACCACCUGCUGAGCCCAACCGCCGAUCCCUAUGCCACCGAUGCCGAGCGCACCCUCGCCGACACAUUCGACGAUGCCGACAGUGAGGAUGAGGAGGGCGAUGGGAUGGACGACCGGCAGCGGCUGAUGCGCGCGAGCCCUUCGUCGGCGUCCGACGAUGGAGAGGACCACGGACUUCAUCGGAAUAGCGACGAAGUGCGGCCACGGGGGAUCGAGAGGAGAGUAACACAACUGCCUGUUUUUAAUGCUACACCAGCGUCGGCAGUAGGCGCAGCGGCAGGAGGGCGAAUAUAUGGGGGUGGUCAGAACGACGGCGUAUUUGCAAACCUGAGCGCGAAGCCAACACGAGGAGAGGAGCUGGAAGAGAAGCCUCCUACCUACGAACAAGCCGCCCUGGACGCCACUCCUCCAUACUGGGAAACCACCAUUCUCGCCCCAGGCGGCCCCUUCUCGGACUCCAACGCCGUCUACAUCGAAGGCCUCCCUGUCGGCUCUGUCUUCAGCUUUGUUUGGAACGCCAUGAUCUCCAUGUCCUUCCAGCUCGUCGGCUUCCUGCUCACCUACCUCCUCCACACUACCCACGCGGCGAAGAACGGCUCCCGCGCCGGCCUCGGUAUCACCCUUAUCCAGUACGGCUUUAGCAUGAAGGGCGCGGGCCCUAUCUCUGAUGGCGGCGGGAACGGUGGCCAGGGCGACGGCGAUUUCAACGGCGCGCCCCCGGACCCAAAUAGCCAUGACUUCGACCCGAACGCUGUCGCGCCGUCUAUACCUACUCCAUCGUCUGUAUCUGCUGCGGGUGGCAUAACAACGAGCGACUGGAUUGCUUAUCUACUGAUGGUCAUCGGCUGGUUCAUUCUUAUCAAGAGCAUUUCUGAUUUUGUCAAGGCGCGGCGGCACGAGCAGCUCGUGCUACAGAGCCCAGAGCGCGGAUUGGGGACGGCGGUGGUGGCCGAAGGGGAGAGCCCGAGCCAGGCUGUGUAA